AUGAAGAGGCAGAACGUGCGGACCCUGUCCCUGAUCAUCUGCACGUUCACCUACCUGCUGGUGGGCGCCGCCGUCUUCGAUGCCCUGGAGUCCGACCACGAGAUGCGGGAGGAGGAGAAGCUCAAAGCCGAGGAGAUCCGGCUCAAGGGGAAGUACAACAUCACCAGCGAGGACUACCGGCAGCUGGAGCUGGUCAUCAUGCAGUCCGAGCCCCACCGCGCCGGCGUCCAGUGGAAAUUUGCUGGCUCUUUCUACUUUGCCAUCACGGUCAUCACCACCAUCGGUUAUGGGCAUGCUGCCCCGGGGACUGAUGCAGGGAAGGCCUUCUGCAUGUUUUACGCUGUCCUGGGGAUCCCACUGACACUGGUCAUGUUCCAGAGCCUGGGCGAGCGCAUGAACACCUUUGUCAAGUACCUCCUGAAACGCAUCAAAAAGUGCUGCGGGAUGAGGAGCACGGAGGUCUCCAUGGAAAACAUGGUCACUGUGGGUUUCUUCUCUUGCAUGGGAACCCUCUGCAUUGGAGCGGCAGCCUUUUCCCAAUAUGAGGAAUGGAGCUUUUUCCACGCUUACUAUUACUGCUUUAUAACAUUGACUACGAUAGGGUUUGGAGACUAUGUGGCCCUGCAGACCAAAGGGGCCCUUCAAAAGAAGCCACUGUACGUGGCUUUUAGCUUUAUGUACAUCCUCGUGGGGUUGACAGUCAUUGGGGCAUUUCUAAAUCUGGUUGUUCUCAGGUUCUUAACCAUGAACAGUGAGGACGAGAGGCGGGAUGCUGAGGAGCGGGCAUCCCUGGCAGGGAACCGCAACAGCAUGAUUAUCCACAUCCAAGAGGACUCCCAGCACGGUCGGCCGCGGUACAAGGCCGAAGUAACAGACCUUCAAUCCGUUUGUUCCUGCAUGUGUUACAGGUCCCACGAGUACACCAGCCGGGUGGUGUCCCACCAAAAUUCGUUCAGCUCCAAGCUGAACCCUCAGUACUUUCACUCCAUCUCUUACAAGAUAGAGGAGAUCUCACCAAGCACAUUAAAAAACAGCCUUUUCCCAUCUCCCGUUAGCUCCAUCUCACCUGGGUUGCACAGCUUUACAGAUAACCACAGGCUGAUGAAAAGGCGAAAGUCCAUUUAAAGUGAUCGGUCUUCUUUUGCUCUUCUUGUUUCCCCCAAUUCUUUUUUGGUUCCUUGAGUGAGACGGAGCGAGGCC
This is a messenger RNA of Alligator sinensis (Chinese alligator), 1200 nucleotides long. RefSeq names its product potassium two pore domain channel subfamily K member 9 (gene KCNK9). The record is from RefSeq and is a predicted model, not a curated record. Gene Ontology annotation, biological process: potassium ion transmembrane transport; stabilization of membrane potential. The transcript has 2 exons. The coding region runs from base 1 to 1125 and encodes 374 amino acids. Gene Ontology annotation, molecular function: potassium ion leak channel activity. NCBI's taxonomy places the organism in Eukaryota, Metazoa, Chordata, Crocodylia, Alligatoridae. Gene Ontology annotation, cellular component: membrane.